Mesocestoides corti is the source of this 291-nucleotide messenger RNA. The record is from the annotation of a GenBank genome assembly. NCBI's taxonomy places the organism in Eukaryota, Metazoa, Platyhelminthes, Cestoda, Cyclophyllidea, Mesocestoididae.
AUGGAGAGUGGAUUUAAAUCAACACGUGGUGAGCAUCAAUCACUGUCUGGGGACUUGACGUGGCCGAAUUACCAGACAGUGGUGUCAGACAAGCAACGCGACCCCGCGGCUAUUAGACGCGAGAGGAAAACCCAGACACCCGACCACGCACAACGGACAGAAGCGUGCGUGCUCAAAGAGACUAAGCAGCAUCCAGCUAUUAGGCGUUAUUCGGAGGACAGGAGGGUGCCGGAGAUUGGACGUGGUCCGGCGGUGAUUGGGGCCAAAGAAGAAGCCGGGCGUAUAGGCUGA